Molecule: messenger RNA, 1709 nt
Organism: Pyricularia grisea
Lineage: Eukaryota; Fungi; Ascomycota; Sordariomycetes; Magnaporthales; Pyriculariaceae
Exons: 2
Coding region: 195-1247 (350 amino acids)
Biological process (GO): mRNA processing
Cellular component (GO): mitochondrion
Source: RefSeq, a predicted model, not a curated record
CUUUGACGGAUCACCAAAAAAAGCCAACAGCAGGGCCACGGCCGGUCUGCAAAAUCUUUGAACUGCAGUCCUAGAUCCCUCCUAUACAAUACAAAUAGAAAAGAAAAAAGAAAAACGACACAAACUUCUGUCGUCUUCCUCGCCUUCGCCAGCUCUAUUCCACAAACACACAACCAACUGUCGGCCGACCGCCAAUGUUGCCGUGUUCGGUCCGACGCGUGGUGUCGGCGGCGCCUCAGACUCCCAUCAUGGGGUCCGUAGGCGCCGUCGCUGCCACGGCCGGUGCUCUUGCGUCCGCCGCAAGGGCAACUCGGCACCAGAGGCGAUACUCUUCCUCUAACCCGUCUAGCCCCGACAACGACCCCAAGGGUGUACCACCAUCAUCGUCCGACAGGUCCAUGCCGUCCCAGACAUCAAAAUCUUCAUCGUCCAGCUCUGGCGGUGACAAGAGGAGAAGGAGGACCAAGGAGCCUGCAGAUCGCUCGUCUUUCAAGUCGCUGCCCUCUGUCCCCAGCACGCAACACCUCCCUCGCGAGUCCCUCGCUCUGUCGGCCUUUUUCUCCCUGCACCGGCCCAUGUCCAUCACCCACAGCCUCCCAAGGACAGUGACGGACGAUGCCUUUGCCUCCAUCUUCCUCCGCCGUGGUCGUAGCGAAAAGACGCAAGACGUCAUCUCGACCCUCUCAAAUACCGUUCACGAGCUUGAAAAACCCAUGGGUGACCUCGGCCUCUCCCACGGCGACGCCGAUGCUAACGAGGGCAUGCGAGAAAUCACGCUCAAGAAUGCCGACGGCAGCGACUCGGGCGUCUGCGUCCAGCUCAACGACAUGCUCGGAUCCAAGUUCCAGCCCUUCUGCCCGCCACCGCUCCCUAAGCCCGCCGCUACGGAAGGCGGCUCCACUGCCGCCGCCGAGACCGUCGAGGCUUCUGAGAACAGCCAGGUCGAGCCCCAGCGCCGGCUGUACAAGGCCGUCCUGACGAUCGAGGAGACGGUGGACGAGAACGGUGAGGUCAAGUACGUGGCCCACAGCUCGGACCUCCUCGAGGACUCGGCACGGCCGCGGUUGUUCCUGGAGCGCAUGGCGGCGCGCCAGCUGCGGUUUGACGACAGCCGGAGGCAACGGCAACAGGACGGCAUGUGGGCCAUCAGCGUCAAGAGGCAGCGCAAGCUCAAGAUGAAGAAGAAGAAGUACAAGAAGCUGAUGAAGAAGACGCGUAACGAGAGGCGUAGGCUGCACAAGACCUAAACGCCAUCUAGAAGGUCGAAGGAGGUGCGAUCUCUUCUCGAUGCAGUUUCUUGUAUCCCCUUGGCUUGCUUCGAGGGGCGUAUCAUGCGCGCAUUUGCAUUGUGCAUUGGGGUUUAUUUCCCUUGAAUCGGCAGGCUUAUUUUUUUUCAUAGCCAUCGUGUUCGUAUACAUGUAUGCGAUCGCUGGCAUGCCUGUCAUCUGCUCUUUACCCCUCUACUCUUGGUGCAUCAAGGUGGUCUGGAUCUAUUCGCGGGUCAUAGAUACGGCGGGCAUCGGGUUGUAUAUAUCCACGUUUGUCGGAGAGUGCAUGUCAUCUUUACCUCGUGCAGUCCGAGUAAUUCACAAAGUACCCGCCUGCCAGAGCUCCCGCUCCGUGUGUAUAGAAGAAUAAUCUGUGCUUCGAAGAGCGAUGGCUAUCUGUAACUAUAUGUACCUUAUGUAUGUAUGUAUGUACUAGUAUCG